This is a messenger RNA of Zeugodacus cucurbitae (melon fly), 1037 nucleotides long. RefSeq names its product trypsin-4. Bases 141 to 956 code for a protein of 271 amino acids. Gene Ontology annotation, molecular function: serine-type endopeptidase activity. The record is from RefSeq and is a predicted model, not a curated record. NCBI's taxonomy places the organism in Eukaryota, Metazoa, Arthropoda, Insecta, Diptera, Tephritidae. The transcript has a single exon. Gene Ontology annotation, biological process: proteolysis.
GAUAACUUCCGACAUAGUCACAAGUUCACACGAUUUCCGCGAGUCAGUCCAAAAGUAACGCUUUAGAAACUCGCGGUGGAUUGCGGUGACGCAGGUGAAACUCUAUAAAACCACUUUGCAGAUUACUUACUUACUUCGUAAUGUUGAGACUACGCCUACAAUUGCUCGCAGCAAUUGCUUUCAGCGCGCUCGCAUGGACCCAUGCGGCCAGCACUUUCUCGGGCGCCUCGUUCAGUCGCAUUGUGGGUGGUACAGCGGCGCGUGAUAUCAGCAUACCGUACAUAGUGUCGUUGAGGACAUUCAGCUUCCAUAUUUGUGGUGGUUCGAUAAUCAAUGCGCGUACCGUGCUCACUGCAGCCCAUUGUCUGGUGGCCAGCGAUGCUAGGGAUUUACAAAUCCAUGCUGGCACGAAGACACGCUCCUCGCAUGAGGGUGUAUUGAUCGAUGUUGCGGCUAUACAUUUCGAUCGUCGCUUCAGCAUGGACACUAUGGAUUACGAUAUCGGUUUGGUGCGUCUGGCUCGUGCACUUACCUUCAGCUUACGCAUACAACCAAUCGCCUUGCCCGCCGCCGGCGAUGUAGUGUUGGAUGAUGAUGUCGCUUUGGUCGCUGGUUGGGGUUACAAGUCCGCUUAUGGUCCAGGCUCUUACGUUUUACAAUACGCUCGUGUUCCGAUUAUUAAUCAGGCUGUCUGCAAUAAGCAGUUGGAAGGAUCCGUCACUGAUCGCAUGCUCUGCGCUGGCUAUGCCAAAGGUGGCAUCGAUGCUUGCCAAAUGGAUUCAGGUGGUCCCCUGGUGGUGGAUGAGAAAUUAGUGGGCAUUGUGUCGUGGGGUGUGGGUUGUGCACAGCCCAACAAACCUGGUGUUUACACACGCGUAUCAGCGCUGAUCGACUGGGUACAGACCACUUUGGCAGAACAGUAUUCGGACAGCAUUCCGAGAGAUAAAAAGAAAUAAGAAAAUAAAUUGUGGAACCGAGAAUUACUUAUGAGAAAAUUGAUUCAAAUAAAUAUUGGUUUAAUGGAAAUAUGAUAUAAA